Fusarium vanettenii 77-13-4 is the source of this 825-nucleotide messenger RNA. RefSeq lists its product as uncharacterized. The transcript has 5 exons. The record is from RefSeq and is a predicted model, not a curated record. NCBI's taxonomy places the organism in Eukaryota, Fungi, Ascomycota, Sordariomycetes, Hypocreales, Nectriaceae. The annotation marks the transcript as partial.
AUGCCUCCUCAAAUCUUCAAGGGCCGUGUCCUCGCCGCGGCAGGUCCUCUCCCAGGACAGUUGACAGUUGAAAACUUGAAGCGAUGGGCCUCAAUCCGCAAGGGCGACUUUGUUGAUUACUUUGACGAAGAUGUCACUCACCUGCUCUGCACCAGAGAACAGUUUGACAAGAGGGUUCCUAGGGUCAAAGAUGCGUUGAAGCGUGGGAAACGCUUUCACAUUGUUCACUGCGACUGGUUCGAGUUCUCGGCCGUCAAGAACAAGCGUCUCCCUGAGAAGGAGUUUUCCAUGAGGAACAUCCUUGCCAAGCAGAAUGCAAAGAGACGCGAGAGAGCACGUAUCGAAAGGGGGAAGAGAGAUGGCGAAAAGUUUGUCAACACGAACUUUUACCACAUCUACAGAGAUCGAAGCAACUUUGUCUAUCAGCUUGACAUUACACGCGACGAUGAAGCUGCUGGUGAAUUCGGACAGAAGUAUACACUCUGCCUCUGGGAGUCCAAUGCAAAGCCUCACCUGUACUGGUUCACUGCCAAAUUCACCAAGCGCAAGGGAAACUCUCAACCUACCUAUCAUCGGCCAAGUGUAUGCCCAGACAAGUGGCGCCCGCAGAUGGAUCUCUUCAUGGAGUUUUUCCGGGUCAAGACUGGUGUCCCUUGGGAAGAUCGAGUGACACUUGCCAUGACGAUGCCGAGCCCGUACUUUCAGUAUGAGCCCCCAACUGGUGGUAAACCUCUAGGGAGGCGUCUCCGCUUCGAUUCCGAGUAUUGCCAGCAGAUCAACGCUGAGCUACGAGGUCUUCCAUGGCCUCCGGUUGAGGAGGCCCAG